AACAAAGAUACGCAGAGAUAAAGAUGAAAUUCGCAAGAAAUGUGAAAAGACCAAGGAUUGCAAGCCUAAAUGUGAUGCGAAAGACAAGGAAUGCACCAUGUGUUGCACCGGGGAUCUGUGUAACAAAGAUCAUGGAUAUGCUGAGUUCAAAGCUUGGGGACAAUGGUCGUCAUGUAGCAAACAAUGUGGAGGAGGCAAGCGCAGCAGAAGCAGACAGUGUUCUUCUACAGGCAAUCUUCCAUGUUCUGGUGAUACCAAAGAGGAGCAAGAUUGCAACAAGCACUCAUGUCCUCCGAAAGGUAGUGUUGAAAAUGUGUGUACAGAGAUGUUACACGUGCUCACAUGGAAAGAAAAAUAGUGACUGUACAAAGAUAGAAACUUGCAAGAAGGAUGAGGAGACUUGUGAAACAAAGAUACGCAGAGAUAAAGGCGAAAUUCGCAAGAAAUGCGAAAAGACCAAGGAUUGCAAGCCUAAAUGUGAUGCAAAAGACAAGGAAUGCACCAUGUGUUGCACCGGGGAUCUGUGUAACAAAGACCACGGAUAUGCAGAGUUCAAGGCUUGGGGACAAUGGUCGUCAUGUAGCAAACAAUGUGGAGGAGGCAAGCGCAGCAGAAGCCGACAAUGUUCCUCUACAGGCAAUCUUCCAUGUUCUGGUGAUACAAAAGAGGAGCAAGAUUGCAACAAGCAUUCAUGUCAAACAAAUGUUUGCGUGAGCGAUUGUAAAGGAAAGAAGAAUGGAGACUACCAAUCCUGUAGCACGUGUAAUGGUUUCAUCAAAUGCUCCAACUCCAAAUUGCAUAAUUUCAAAUGCCCAGGAUCAACUGUCUGGGAUGACAAAUCUAAAAGAUGUGAAUGGACAUCAACUACCUGUAAUUCUAAACCAGCUUUACAGAGAUGUUACACGUGCUCACACGGAAAGAAAAAUAGUGACUGUACAAAGAUAGAAACUUGCAAGAAGGAUGAGGAGGUAAAACUAGCAAAUACUUUGAAAGUGGAGAGAUGUCCAUAG
Molecule: messenger RNA, 1010 nt
Organism: Saccostrea echinata
Lineage: Eukaryota; Metazoa; Mollusca; Bivalvia; Ostreida; Ostreidae
Product: SCO-spondin-like
Exons: 7
Coding region: 24-1010 (328 amino acids)
Cellular component (GO): extracellular region
Molecular function (GO): chitin binding
Source: RefSeq, a predicted model, not a curated record